CACACGAAAUCCAACUGGCUCAAUUUGUUGCUUUUAUAACUACACAUGUUAUUAGCACACAACAAACAUUUCGGGAAUCAUGUUCGAAAGCAUAAGUUUCUUGUUCCUACUUGCCCUGGCCUUCGUUGCCUGGGUCCUGCUCUGCUUCCAGCAUGUAGUGCAGAUCCAACAACGUGGCUCCUCCGAUUUUCGAGUGGAACUCUACACUGAGCGUCCCGGGAUUACGUUUGAGCCGCAGAUGUGCCACAGUCCCACAGAAGAGAAUCCUUCUGGCAGCGCCUACGAAUUCGCCGCAAGCUUUGGGGUGAUCUUUGCCCUGACCUUUGUCAUUUCUAAGCUGCUCCAACUGGCGGAGGUGCAGGCCAAUAGCUACCUCAAGUGUUGCAACGUCCAGAAAACUACAUCAUCCGCCGAGGAUAUUCAACAACUGAACGAUUUGAAACCCAUUGAACCCAUGAUGGACCACAAUGAGGAGUUGAAGGAGCAACUUAAUAUGCUGCACUCCCAGUGCCUGGAAAUGCGUGAGCUGCUGCACGAGCUGCGAAUCAGCAGCAGUUCAAGUAGCUAUGGGAGUGCUCAACUCGCAAAUGAGACAUCUCAGGAUUCCAUAGUGGUGUGGCAUCAAUCGGACUUAAUGACCGACGGUACAUCGAACUCAAUGAGGGCCACUCGAUCGGACAGCUCCCAGAAUAUCUUCAUCACUAACAGCCACAUCCACAUCAAUGUGAACGUAGACCUCCGCCGACAGGCAUCGAGGUACUCCCGGAAGCAGAGCGAGUUCUACCAGGUGUUUGGCAAGUAUAUCACGGAACCCAAGGAGAACCCUAUGAUAACGGGCAUUCGAUGCAACAAUAUCCUCAUGUGAGGAGUGACCCAAAUCCUUCAUUAUACUCUUAAUAAACAUAUAUACAUAGUUCAUAUCAUAUAAA
This is a messenger RNA of Drosophila eugracilis, 929 nucleotides long. RefSeq lists its product as uncharacterized. The coding region runs from base 80 to 865 and encodes 261 amino acids. The record is from RefSeq and is a predicted model, not a curated record. The transcript is spliced from 2 exons. Lineage: Eukaryota; Metazoa; Arthropoda; Insecta; Diptera; Drosophilidae.